CGCUGGGAUUGCGAUGACCAAAGCCCUGGCCAUAGAUGAGAGCAAAUACAGAGUCCGAGUCAACAGCAUCUCACCAGGUAACAUCUGGACUCCUUACUGGGAAAAAAUAGCAAAUGGUUAUAAGAAUCCAGAGGCCGUAGUCCAGGAAGCGGAAAGUUAUCAGCUAAUGGGACGCUUUGGGACCCCAGAAGAGGUGGCCUUGGGUAUUCUGUUCCUUGCUGCUGAUGCAACGUUCUGCACUGGUCUGAACCUUCUCCUCACUGGUGGAGCUGAAGUUGGCUUUGGAAUAAAGAGCCCGAUGGGCCCUGACUCUUCCCCAAUUGAUCUUGGGAAUCUGAAGGACUCCUCCAGAAACUAAUAGAACCAGAAAGAAGGUGUAACGAUUCCUGGUGUUAUGAGUGUGUGUUUAAAAGGUUUGGUUGCAGUACAAAGGUUAGUAGAGUAGAUUGAUUGAGAGACAAGUGUGGUGUGAUUGGUGGUUGACAGAGAGGGGGAGGAGUUUUGAAGAGAAUCUGUGUGGAUGUGUC
Molecule: messenger RNA, 527 nt
Organism: Gekko japonicus
Lineage: Eukaryota; Metazoa; Chordata; Lepidosauria; Squamata; Gekkonidae
Product: 17-beta-hydroxysteroid dehydrogenase 14-like
Exons: 3
Coding region: 14-358 (114 amino acids)
Source: RefSeq, a predicted model, not a curated record